Molecule: messenger RNA, 2320 nt
Organism: Malania oleifera
Lineage: Eukaryota; Viridiplantae; Streptophyta; Magnoliopsida; Santalales; Ximeniaceae
Product: vacuolar-sorting receptor 7-like
Exons: 14
Coding region: 140-2029 (629 amino acids)
Molecular function (GO): calcium ion binding
Source: RefSeq, a predicted model, not a curated record
UCCGUCCUCCACGCCACCCCUCUCACCUCACCUAUCGUUUACUUUACGUCAUAGACACAGCAUAGAAAGAGAAAGAGAAAGGCAGCAGGCGAGAAUAAGAGAACCUCUUGUUUUGUUGCAGAAGCAGAGCGCGUCGACCAUGGCGGCGAUUCUAGCUCACCCAAUUCUUGCUCCUCUGCUUAUUGUAUCAAUUCUUCUCGCCGGCUGUGCCCGCGCUCGGUUCGUGGUGGAGAAGAACGGCGUCAGCGUUCUCUCUCCCUACAACUUGAGCUCCAAGCACGAUGCCUCAAUUGGGAACUUUGGAAUCCCCAACUAUGGAGGCUUCUUUGUGGGCUCUGUCACGUAUCCUGAUAAGGGUUCUAAUGGGUGUAGUGCCUUCGACGGUCACGAGCCCUUCAAGUCUCGCGCUUCUCGUCCUACCGUUCUUCUUCUUGAUCGCGGAGAGUGCUACUUUGCAUUGAAGGUAUGGAAUGCUCAACAGGCUGGAGCUGCAGCAGUUUUAGUAGCCGAUAGCCUUGAUGAACCUCUUAUAACUAUGGAUUCUCCAAUGGAGAGUUCUGAUUCAGAUGGUUUUGUAGAGAAGAUUGGAAUCCCAUCAGCAUUAAUAGAAAAAGCCUUCGGUGAAAGUUUGAAGAAAUCCUUGAAGAAUGGUGAAGAUGUUGUCAUAAAAUUAGACUGGACAGAAUCAAUGCCUAACCCUGACGAGAGAGUAGAAUAUGAAUUCUGGACAAACAGCAAUGAUGAGUGCGGGAUUCGUUGCGAUGAGCAGAUGAAUUUUCUAAAGAAUUUCAAGGGUCAUGCUCAGAUCCUGGAGAAGUGGGGUUAUACCCUGUUCACACCACACUAUAUAACUUGGUAUUGUCCCAGGGCUUUCAUUGAAAGCAAUCAAUGCAAGUCCCAAUGCAUAAACAAAGGGCGAUAUUGUGCACCCGAUCCAGAGCAGGAUUUGGGAGUGGGCUAUCAAGGAAAAGACGUGGUCAUCGAGAACUUGAGACAACUUUGUGUGCAUAGAGUUGCCAAUGAGAGCGGUCGAUCUUGGGUUUGGUGGGAUUUUGUGACGGAUUUCCAUAUUAGGUGCUCCAUGAAGAACAAGAGAUACAGCAAAGAAUGUGCUGAAGAUGUCUUGAAAUCACUUGACCUGCCUGUGGAGAAGAUUAAAAAUUGCAUGGGCAAUCCUGAAGCAGAUGUGGAGAAUCAAGUCCUCAAAACUGAGCAAGAUCUACAGGUUGGCACAGGAUCCCGUGGAGAUGUUACCAUCUUGCCCACACUGGUUAUUAACAAUGUCCAAUAUAGAGGAAAAUUGGAGAGGACUGCUGUCCUGAAGGCUGUAUGCGCUGGAUUUAAGGAAACUACUGAUCCUCCAAUUUGUUUGAGUGGAGACCUUGAGACUAACGAGUGCCUUGACAGAAAUGGUGGCUGUUGGCAAGAUUCACGAUCUAAUGUAACUGCAUGCAGGGACACAUUUAGGGGAAGAGUAUGCGAGUGCCCUGUUGUGAAUGGUGUUCAAUACAGAGGUGAUGGUUAUUCAUCUUGCGAAGCUGUGGGGCCUGCACGAUGUACAAUAAAUAAUGGAGGCUGCUGGUCAGAAACUAAAAAUGGAAAAACUUUCUCAGCUUGCUCAGAAUAUGAAUUGAAAGGAUGUUCUUGCCCUGAUGGUUUUCAUGGGGAUGGUUACAAAUGUGAAGAUCUCAAUGAAUGCAAAGAAGGUGUUGUUUGUCAGUGUGAUGGUUGCACCUGUAAGAACACUUGGGGCGGAUAUGACUGCAAGUGUAAGGGGGACCAAUUGUACAUAAUGGAGCAAGACACAUGUAUUGAAAGAAAAGCAUCAAAAUUUGCAUGGCUCAUUACGUUCUUGGUCCUAACAGCUGUGGUGGGUGCUGGUAUAGCUGGUUAUGUAUUCUACAAAUACAGGCUUCGGUCUUACAUGGACUCGGAGAUCAUGGCUAUCAUGUCACAGUACAUGCCCCUUGACAACAACCACAGUAAUGAAGUUCAAGUUGAGUCGCAGCCCCUACGCCGAGGAGUAUAAGACACAAAAGCUAAAGCCAUCAUACAUACUGGGAAAGCGCUCAUGAGAAAGGAACGAACUAUGCCACUAUGGUGACUCUUAACAUCUGUAUUACAUCAGAUUGAGGUCCGCUUCUCCCAUUACCUUACCAUUUUAGUGGUUGUGCAUUAUCCAAAUGCAGGAAAUUUGCCCACGUACAGAAAGUCCCGUGUGUAGACAUUAAUCAAUGUACUAUAUUUUAUACCACACUGCUGUACUGCACUGGACUGUUCUCUCUACGCUAUAAAAGAGUAGCCUUAAAUUUUUCUCUUC